Molecule: messenger RNA, 1495 nt
Organism: Quercus robur (English oak)
Lineage: Eukaryota; Viridiplantae; Streptophyta; Magnoliopsida; Fagales; Fagaceae
Product: probable inactive leucine-rich repeat receptor kinase XIAO
Exons: 1
Coding region: 1-1248 (415 amino acids)
Molecular function (GO): protein binding
Source: RefSeq, a predicted model, not a curated record
AUGGCUAGGCUAUUGCCUUCUCUCUUCUCCCUUAGUUUCCAUUAUGUUAUUGUAACCACAGUUUUCAUUUCUAUUCCAAGGCUUACCCAUUCAUUAACACUAGAUGCUGAUAUUGAAGUACUUCGUGCCUUGAAGCGUGGCCUUGAUCCGAACUCAAUUCCUCCAACAUCAUACCUUAAUACUUGGGAUUUCGACUUGGAUCCAUGCCAAGUUAUGGGAGGACAGUUUCUAGGAAUUUUAUGCACUAAUCCUCUAGACAAUUCUUCUCAGAGAAUCACGGCACUUGAUCUCGAUGGAAUUGGAUAUGAUGGGUUUUUGACACCAUCAAUCGGAAACCUAACUGAGCUCACCAUCCUCAGUCUAGACAAGAACAAAUUUCGAGGACCAUUUCCAGGAACCCUCUCCAAUCUUAAAAAGCUCACCAGACUUUCACUGGUGGAUAAUUACUUCACAGGCCCCAUUCCUAGAGCAAUCCCUUCGCUUAACAAUCUUGAAUAUAUAGACCUUUCAGGAAACAGUUUCUCUGGCUCCAUUCCAACCAAUAUCUCUGGAUUACGAAGCUUGACCUACCUGAGCUUGUCAAACAAUGGAUUAGCUGGAAAAAUCCCUGACCUUAGAGGGUUGUGGCAGCUGCAAACUUUAGAUCUUGGUACCAACCAGUUCCAUGGAAAUUUUCCAAUUUUUCCUGUGAGAUUGAGAUCACUAUCCCUAAGCCAUAAUUUAUUUUCAGGCCAUAUUUCUCCAGUUAAGAGGCUCACACACCUUAGGAGGCUAGAUAUAAGUGACAACAGAUUUUCAGAUACCAUCAGCAAGGAUAUUCUUUUACUGCCUAGGUUGGUUCACCUUAAUGUUUCACUCAAUCGCUUCACCGCAAUAGAGACUGUCAACUUCUUUGGAGAAGAGACCCCGCUUGAGGUGCUUGAUGCAGAAAAUAACCAUUUUCAUGGUAAUUUGCCUGUCAAUUUGGUUACAAUUCGGAAUUUAAGCACACUUAAUCUGGCACAUAAUCUGUUCUCUGGUCCAAUACCAAGCGAAUAUGGAGACAAACCAGGGCAACCAUGGAGAGCUCUGUACUUGGAUAACAACUUUCUGUCAGGAAAUCUACCACCAGAGUUCAUCCGUCACGCAACAAGGGUAACAAUCAGUCUUGCAAACAACUGCCUUAGGUGUCCAAGGGGCAUACCUCUGUGUCGUGGAGGGCAAAGAUCAGCUUCAGAAUGUGGUGAAAAGAACAAUCGUGGUGGGUAAGCAAUUCAUCAGAUCAAUGGAUUAAGAGAUUCAUCAGAACACAAUGGCAUCAUGGAGUCAUUAGGGAAAUUUAACAGUUUAUUUUUUAGUAAAUCCAAGUCAUUAUCCAAAGUAGAAAAGCUUGUUUAACUUUCAAACAAUAAAAUCAAAUAAUUAUGAAUGUGAAGACCAUGAACGGGUCUUUUAUUCAUUAAUUAAUUUCUGGUUAGGUGUGUUCCCAAUUCUCUGUAUAAAUGCUUCUGAAGUU